Messenger RNA from Betta splendens (Siamese fighting fish), 1412 nucleotides. RefSeq names its product chloride intracellular channel 2 (gene clic2). Bases 256 to 981 code for a protein of 241 amino acids. Gene Ontology annotation, biological process: chloride transmembrane transport; negative regulation of ryanodine-sensitive calcium-release channel activity. The record is from RefSeq and is a predicted model, not a curated record. Gene Ontology annotation, molecular function: chloride channel activity. NCBI's taxonomy places the organism in Eukaryota, Metazoa, Chordata, Actinopteri, Anabantiformes, Osphronemidae. The transcript is spliced from 6 exons.
UCUCCCAUCGCCCUCCCCCUGACUUUGUCAGAGGCUCCAAGGAGCCGUCGCACAAAAACCCAGCCGGCAGUGAGGUGUUAAGACUUCGGCCGCAGAGACCAGAGCAGCGCUGGUUAAAGGGCGUUAUCAGCAGCUUCCUCCUCGGCUCCGUGGAUAUUUUGGGGGCUGUCAAGUUCCACCUCACUUCAGGGGAAGCGCUGACGGGAGCAGGUAGUCAGAUUUUUAUUAAGGAAAACAACUUUUCGGGGGAACGAGAUGCAGAACUCUGACAAGGAGCCGAGCAUUGAGCUGUUCAUUAAGGCUGGACACGACGGGGAGAACGUGGGGAACUGCCCCUUCUGCCAGAGGCUCUUCAUGGUGCUGUGGCUGAAGGGAGUCAAGUUCACGGUGACCACCGUCGACAUGAGGAAGAAACCCGCGGAGCUGAAGGACCUGGCCCCGGGGACGAACCCGCCUUUCCUCCUCUACAACGGGGUGCUCAAAACAGACUUCAUCAAAAUCGAGGAGUUCCUUGAGCAGACGCUGGCUCCUCCCAGGUAUCCCCACCUCAGCCCGCUGAACAAGGAGUCCUUCGACGUGGGCGCCGACAUCUUCGCCAAGUUCUCGGCGUACAUCAAGAACAGCCCCAACAACGCCUUUCACGAGAAGAACCUGCUGCGGGAGUUCAAGCGCCUGGACCUGUACCUGAACGCGCCGCUGCCGGAGGAGAUCGACCACAACUCCCGGGAAACCGUCACCGUCUCCAAGAGGAAGUUCCUGGACGGCGACCGCCUCACCUUGGCCGACUGCAACCUGCUGCCCAAGCUGCACGUCAUCAGGGUUGCUGCGAAGAAGUACUGCAACUUAGAGAUCCCCGACGACUUCACGGGCGUGUGGCGAUACCUGCAAAACGCCUACGAGCGCGAGGAGUUCAAACAGACGUGUCCGGCUGACCUCGAGAUUGAGAAGGCGUACCUGAACGUGGCCAACAAGCGGAGCUAGACCCGAGAUCACGUGCCCUGUUUGUACCACGUGGAAGCAGAACGCGAGAAUGAGAGAUCUGUGCUAAGGAAUCACAGUAUUCCACCUUAAAAACACCCACCUUAAAAUGUUUAUAGGUUAUAUGUCUCACAGACAAAUUAUAUUUGAAUGUCACAAUUAGAAAGGCCAAAAGUGCAAUUGACUGUUGAUGUAAUUAAGCAGGUUUAUUUUUGUGUAUAUUGUAAAUACAAAUGUUUUUCACGCUCUUUCCAAUCAAACACCCUUGUUCAAAUAUGAUUGUGUUACUAUAAGCAGCAUCUUCAUAUUUCAUGCAACAGAUAAUGGCAAAUAUCUUAAAGAAUCUUAAUACAAGUGUCUCAUGUUUGAUACAGUUAAACAUGGGACAUUUUUUCAAUUUUAUAUUAAUAAAAAAGUAAAUACAGUAACUUGAA